Messenger RNA from Staurois parvus, 1508 nucleotides. The record is from the annotation of a GenBank genome assembly. NCBI's taxonomy places the organism in Eukaryota, Metazoa, Chordata, Amphibia, Anura, Ranidae.
UCUGGCUGGACAGCGGGCAUCGGGUCACCAGGCAUCAGGUCAUUUGGCUCGACAGCGGGCACCGCGUCAUCUGGCAAGGCAGUGGGCUCCGAGUCAACUGGUAUGACCGCGGGCACUGGGUCAUUUGGCUCGACAGCGGGCACCGCGUCAUCUGGCAAGGCAGUGGUCUCCGAGUCAACAGGCCCGACAGUGGGCACCGGGUCAUCAGGUACCGGAUUGUCUGGCUCGACAGCGGGCAUCGGGUCAUCAGGUAUGACAGCGGACACUAGGUCACCAGGCAUCAGGUCAUUUGGCUUGCCAGCGGGCACCGCGUCAUCUGGCAAGGCAGUGGGCACCGAGUCACCAGGUACGACAGCGGGCUCUGAGUCAAUUGGCACGACAGCGGGCACCGGAUCAGGUACCGGAUCAUCUGGAUCAACGGCGGGCAUCGAGUCAACUGGCCUAAUAGGAUCGUCAGGCUGGAUCAGUUCAUCAUGCUGGGUAGAGGCUUCAGGCCGAGUACAGGCAUCAGGCCGAGUACAGGCAUCAGGCCGAGUACAGGCAUCAGGCCGAGUACAGGCAUCAGGCCGAGUACAGGCAUCAGGCCGAGUACAGGCAUCAGGCCGAGUACAGGCAUCAGGCCGAGUAGAGGCAUCAGUCUGAACCACGGAAGGCAGGCUCACCGGUUUGGAUACUGGCAGGAUGGUAUUGGUUGGAAAGAAUUUUCGCUUUUUUCUGGUUUUUAACUACUGGAGCACUGCAAGUAAACGCAGGUCUGCAAACGAAUGGAGCAGCUGGAGACAGAGAAGAACUGAGGAUGGAACAGAAGAACUACAGGAGGGCUUUUUUUUACAGGGUUAAAAGGCAGGAUCGGUGCAGCGAGAGGGAACAAGGUACUGACAUGCGGUAGAUAGCCAAGUAUACUGGGCUGUAACUGGAGGAGCUGGUGGGAAUACAGGAGUAGAGUUAGAAGCAGGACUGGGUCUUUGUAAGCUGACUGAGGCUGGGUGCAACAAAUCUGUCCAUUCUGCAGUAAGGGGUUGAACAAAGCUGAGCUUACACAAAGUCUGUCUGGUCAAUGACUGCACUGCGUUUUAUACAAUCUCUCAGUGUCUGUGGUGAACAUGUGGAAUAACGCUCCAGAAAGUAACCCACAUCAUCCUCUAAUAACCACACCAGGGACUCUACCUGGUCUGCACUAAAUGGUGGCAAAAAUUCAUCCCUGCAUUCGGGGGAACCAGAUGAAACCAACUCUGCACAAACCUCAAUCAAUGGCUGCACCUCAGAGAACACUGUGCCCUGAUCUACUAGAACAUGAGCGAGCCGUAUACAUCUAGCAAUUCAUCCCGGGUAUACUCCUUCAGAGUUUGAUAAGCAUACUCCCUGUCAUCAAACACUAGCAGAUAUAAAUACUCAACCUCCUCAAGAUCCAUCCUUCCCAUCAACAAGCCAAGAUGGCUUCCCUGUGCAGCCACUUCUGGUCAGGAUUGGCCUUGGUGUAAUGUCAGGGCUCCCAGGUAUGACCAGAG